AUGAAGAUUACCACGGCCCCGGCGCUGUUGGGCGCGCUUUCGCCCAUCUUCGUGCAUGCCAUACCUGUGGAUGAUCUUGAUACACGAGAUGUUGACACUCGGUAUCCCUACAAUGGUCCAGCUGUUCCAGUUGCAGAUUGGGUUGAUCCGAGUAUCAAUGGUAAUGGCAAGGGAUUCCCACGUCUCGUUGAAGCCCCAGCCGUUGUACCUGCAUCGAGUAACCCAACGAACAAUAUAAAUGUCAUCUCAUUAUCGUAUCUUCCCACGGGCGUCAAUAUCCACUACCAGACACCAUUUGGUUUAGAUGAGUCCCCUCUUGUGACCUGGGGUAGUAGCCCCACCGACUUGUGUAACAAGGCCAGUGGAGUUUCUCACACAUAUGACCGCACCCCAUCUUGCUCCGAGGUAGUGGUGACUCAGUGCAGCCAGUUCUUUCAUGAGGUUCAAAUCGCUGGUUUGCAAUCUGAUACUACGUACAGCUACAGGAUCUCGGCUUCGAACGGUACGACUGCCUCAGAGGUUUUGAGCUUCACCACGGCACGUGCGGCCGGUGAUCCAAAGGGGUUUACAGUUGCCGUGUUAAAUGACAUGGGAUAUACAAACGCUGGCGGUACACACAAGCAGCUAAUAAAGGCAGUAGAUGAGGGUGUUGCCUUUGCUUGGCACGGGGGUGAUCUUAGUUACGCCGACGAUUGGUAUUCUGGGAUUCUUCCUUGCGAAGAUGAUUGGCCCGUUUGCUACAAUGGAACAUCUACUGAGCUUCCUGGUGGGGAUCCGAUUCCUGCCGAAUACGAAGUUCCUCUCCCAGAUGGAGAAAUUGCCAAUCAAGGUGGACCUUUAGGUGGCGAUAUGAGUGUUCUCUACGAAUCCAACUGGGAUCUUUGGCAACAAUGGAUGGUCAAUAUCACUUCUAAGAUUCCCUACAUGGUUCUCCCUGGAAACCAUGAAGCAACUUGCAGCGAGUUUGAUGGCCCAGGCAACAUUUUGACAGCUUGGCUGAACAACGAUGAAGCCAACAGCACAGCACCUGAGUCUGAACUGACUUACUAUAGUUGCCCACCCUCCCAAAGAAACUUCACUGCGUUUCAAAACCGUUUCCGGAUGCCAGGAAACGAGACUGGUGGUGUUGGCAACUUCUGGUACUCUUUUGACUAUGGCCUUGCCCACUUUAUUACUCUGGAUAGUGAAACAGACCUUGCGAAUAGCCCCUCUAAAACCUUCGCCGCCGAUGUCACGGGAAAUGAAACGCUACCCGUGGCUAACGAGACCUAUGUCACUGACAGUGGGCCAUUUGGUGCCAUCGACGGCAGCUACAAAGACAACAAGGCCUAUGCGCAGUACAAGUGGUUGGCGCAAGAUCUCGCCAGCGUCGACCGUGCGAAGACACCUUGGAUCAUAGCGAUGAGCCAUCGUCCCAUGUACAGCACACAAGUAUCAUCCUAUCAAGCCCAUUUACGCGCUGCUUGGGAAAGUCUCAUGCUGGAAUACAAGGUCGACGUUUAUUUAUCUGGUCACAUCCAUUGGUACGAGCGUCUCUACCCCAUGGGAGCCAACAGCACGAUUGAUAAGACAUCCAUCGUGAACAACAACACGUAUUACACCAAUCCAGGUCUAUCCAUGACCCACAUCAUCAACGGCAUGGCGGGAAACGUCGAAAGCCACAGCGUUCUAGAACCCGGCCAAGCGAUCUCAAACAUCACUGCCGUCCUUGAUCAAUCUCAUUACGGAUUCAGCAAGCUCACUGUUCUCAAUGCUACAGCGCUGACGUGGUCCUUUAUUCGCGGAGAUGGCGCUGAUGGAGAUGACCUUUUGCUACUCAAGCGAGCAAACAAGACUAGCACUUUCUCGGGUCCUAGUAAGACUAUUGCGCGCAGAGAUAUAGCCAAUAGUGCUUCGAGUUCUGUUGUUGCUUCGUUCGUUCUUGUUAUUCUUGCUUCGUUGACCGCGUUCAUCCUGUGA
Molecule: messenger RNA, 1959 nt
Organism: Lachnellula hyalina
Lineage: Eukaryota; Fungi; Ascomycota; Leotiomycetes; Helotiales; Lachnaceae
Gene: aphA
Product: Acid phosphatase
Exons: 5
Coding region: 1-1959 (652 amino acids)
Molecular function (GO): acid phosphatase activity; metal ion binding
Source: RefSeq, a predicted model, not a curated record